AUGUCAAAGCCCAAGGGCACCUCCGUCCCCUCGGCUCCUACACCGCUAGAGAAGAGUGCAAGGCUGAACGACAAUGUGCGGUUUGAGGACAGAGAUGACUUCUGGUUGGACAGGGAGGCCUUCUCUGUAUUUGCCCGACAGUUAGAUACUCCCUCGGUCCGCAGCGGCUUCGCCUUGCUCUUAUUGAGCCCAUGCCAGUCCCCUGCGGUGGAGAGCAAUGGGAGGGCCUUUGGGGGAGGGGCAGGUUCACGUGGGCAUACUUACUCGUGCAGCAUCCCGGGCCAGCAGUGGCUGCGCCGGUACUGCGAGGUGAAGGGUAACAUCCUCUUCUAUGCGCCGCACGCAGAGGCAGCCUUUGAGGGGGCGUAUCUACUUGAAGAUUUCGUUUUCCAAAGCGUUUCCCCCACUCGAGCUCUUGUUAUGGGGAUUGUGCCAGAUUUGCCUCUAACCGAGGGAGAAGGGGACCGGCUGAAGCAAGGUGCUGUCCUGGUGGGAAGCAGCCGUCACGAUGGGGUGUACGGACGGUAUGUGAGGCCUCUUGUGAUGCUGCUUGAGUCAUCGCGUGUUGCUGCUGCAUGGAAAGACACGUGUGAAGGCUGCAAAGCAGCGGCCUUGCAGAAGCAGGUCCGUGAGCUGCAGCAGCUGCUGCAGCGAGAAAGGGCUGCCGCGUCGAGGGAGAAAGAGGCUACAGCGCUAAUAGCCAAGCAGCAGGAGAUUGCCCUGAGGGAGACAGAAGGGUCCAAGCAAACACUCCUUCUGGAAAUAGAGCGUCUACAACAACGUAACCAGCGGCUUCAAGCGACUGGAGAGGUGACUGAGAAGGCGGCAGCGGAAUUUGUGGAUCAGAAGAUGCACGAGGUGUCCUUCCUUCAGAAUGAGCUCGCCACGCAGCUGGCGGGCUGCAAACGCCUUCAGGCGGAGGUUGUGGAACUUCGUGAGGCGUUGGGAGCCUCCCACCAAAGGGCACAGCAGUUGGCAACGGAGAACAGCCGCCUCAACUGUCGCGUGUCAGACAUUUUGGAGGACUUGGAGGACGCAAAAGAUAACCCAUCCCGUUUUGCCCUCGUGAUGAACCGCCUCCGAGCCGCCAACCAGAGGGCAGUGAUCGAGAAUAAGCGUCUCAGGCAAGUGCACCACGCUUCACAUACAACGCCCAUUUCCAUCUCAUCUCCAGCGCUGCAUGUCGGUCGUCUCAUCGCAGCGAACGCACACGCAGUACAUGUGUUUGUUUGUGUGUCUGCGGAGGUGGGGCUAAUUCGCCAAGUGGCGGAGAUGGGUGACGCCUUCGACUUGUUGAGGAAGUGGUUAACUUGCAGCGAGCGCAAAAUCCGCUUUUACGAACAGGGUUACAAAUGGUCUUCGCAGCAGGAACAAGAAGAGCUCGAGAAGUUAGUAGUGGGAUCGGGAAUAGAGGAGCUUCAGAGAGCCAUAAAAGUGGCGGAAGCUGCGGCACGGUCGAGUUAUAUAUCUCACAGAGCAUUUUUGUUGGGCCAACAACUGAAGGCCUGCACCGUCAAUCCGUCACAAAGAGAAACACUGGAUCGCUUCGGGUGGCUGUUUGGGGAGACUGAGCCCAGUCAGCCCAAAGUAGAGGAGUGGGCAGAAGCUUGUUUUGGGCUACCGGCUGGAGACGAGGUUGCCGCUACUGCUAGAGGGGAGGCGAUCUACCCAUUCGGAGGGCUAGAGGGUGGCCCUCAGCUGAACUUGGUUGCGGACGUUUGCGUUCUGCGCUCUGUUGAGAAGCUGGUGCCAGCUGGCGAGUACCUAAAGCUUAAGAAUAUGCACUCCUUGCUGCAGCUGGACUUCUCAGAACUCAAAGAACUACACCAGCAGACAGUUGACAAACUUGUGGAGUGCCGAACCCGUCUGCGAGACCUAAAGAUGCAAUGCGCCCUUAACCAAGCUUCCGCAGAUUGGCGGUUCUUUCAACUUAAGUCGCCAGCGGGUGUAACAGAGGGCAUGGAGAAAGCAGAUGAAGAGGAGGACGCUGCUUGA
Molecule: messenger RNA, 1995 nt
Organism: Eimeria maxima
Lineage: Eukaryota; Apicomplexa; Conoidasida; Eucoccidiorida; Eimeriidae
Exons: 11
Coding region: 1-1995 (664 amino acids)
Source: RefSeq, a predicted model, not a curated record